This is a messenger RNA of Anopheles maculipalpis, 456 nucleotides long. RefSeq names its product lysozyme 2-like. Bases 1 to 456 code for a protein of 151 amino acids. Gene Ontology annotation, molecular function: lysozyme activity. NCBI's taxonomy places the organism in Eukaryota, Metazoa, Arthropoda, Insecta, Diptera, Culicidae. The record is from RefSeq and is a predicted model, not a curated record. The transcript is spliced from 2 exons.
AUGGCGUAUGUCUGUACCUUUAGUUUGUGCAUGCUACUGUUCACGUUUGUGAUGAUAAAUUGCAUAUAUUUGUCUAAUCUGAACGCUACCUGUUUCCGUUGCAUUUGUGAAGCUUCCACAGGUUGCGGUGCCGUAGCAACAUGCCAACAAUCGUACUGUGGCCUGUUCUCGAUAUCGCACGCUUAUUGGAUGGACGCAGGUCGUACGGUUUUGGCAAACGACGAACCGACCCGUUGGGGUGCAUAUGAAGACUGCGCAAACGAUUACGAAUGUGCGACAGGUAUAGUUACCCAGUACAUGGAGAAGUAUGGCACCGACUGUAAUGGCGACGGGUUAGUUGACUGUGUGGAUUAUACGAUACUGCACGUCAACGGCGGUCCACGCUGCCAUGGAACGCUCACUGGAACGUUUGCAAGUAGAUUUUUUCAAUGUAUGCGACAACGUAAAUGUUCAUAA